Molecule: messenger RNA, 735 nt
Organism: Closterium sp. NIES-65
Lineage: Eukaryota; Viridiplantae; Streptophyta; Zygnematophyceae; Desmidiales; Closteriaceae
Source: the annotation of a GenBank genome assembly
AUGUGCGCACUAUAUGAAUCAGGGAGACGAAGAAGGGGGAGGGGGAAGAGCAGGGGCAGCAUAGGCACGGGCAGCACAGGCACGGGCAGCACAGGCACGGGCAGCAACGGGCGGCGACGGGCAGCACAGGCACGGGCAGCAACGGGCGGCAACGGGCAGCACAGGCACGGGCAGCAACAUGCGGCAACGGGCAGCACAGGCACGGGCAGCAACGGGCGGCAACGGGCAGCACAGGCACGGGCAGCAACGGGCGGCAACGAGCAGCACAGGCACGGGCAGCAACAGGCGGCAACGGGCAGCACAGGCACGGGCAGCAACGGGCGGCAACGGGCAGCACAGGCACAGGCAGCAACAGGCAGCAACGGGCAGCACAGGCACAGGCAGCAACGGGCGGCAACAGGCAGCACAGGCACGGGCAGCAACGGGCGGCAACAGGCAGCACAGGCACGGGCCGCAACGGGCGGCAACAGGCAGCACACGGGCAGCAACGGGCGGCAACAGGCAGCACAGGCACGGGCAGCAAUGGGCGGCAAUGGGCAGCAACGGGCAGCAACGGGCAGCACAGGCACGGGCAGCAACAGGCGGCAACGGGCAGCACAGGCACGGGCAGCAACGGGCGGCAACGGGCAGCACAGGCACGGGCAGCAACAGGCAGCAACGGGCAGCACAGGCACGGGCAGCAACGGGCGGCAACGGGCAGCACAGGCACGGGCAGCAACAGGCAGCAACGGGUAG